Molecule: messenger RNA, 2586 nt
Organism: Paramecium tetraurelia
Lineage: Eukaryota; Ciliophora; Oligohymenophorea; Peniculida; Parameciidae
Exons: 7
Source: RefSeq, a predicted model, not a curated record
AUGAAUGGAAGAAAUAUGCCUUUAGGACAUCAUUAUGAAUAUUCUCCUCAAGUGUAGUAGAGGAGUCUCGCAACAUUGAAAAUAAUAGCUCCAUUAUGCAUUGUAUUGGCAUUGAGUAGCAUCGUAAUUGGAUUCGUCUGGUACUCAUUUAAUGGACUGACUGAAUAUUUGUUAGUAGGGAUCAACAAUAUAGCAAUUCUAUUCACUUGUAUAUUUUCUCUUUACUGGAGUUUUACAUCCAAAGUGGUUGUCAAUGAAGGAAUCGAUAUACCCGAAGGACACCCCAGUUCCACAUUACCCUACCUUCAUUCCCUCUUUACUUAAUUGGUUUGCGCAAUCGAAGGUGGGUUAGUCUUGAGUUUGAUUGAAUAUGAUUCCUACAACCAGUUUUUAUUAGUUUUGCCACUCCAGAUCCUUGAGAUAUUUCUCCUAUUGUACAUGGCAAACGUGAGUCGGUAAUUCAACAUCAGAGAAUACGGUAUUCAAAGAUUGAUCGUCUAUGGAACAUCUACUGUAAACUUAAUAUUUUUGAUAUUUGCUGCAUUCAGUCUUAAAUAAGUACCCCUAUUAAGUCUAUAUUAGGUCAUAUUAUAAAUAAACUCACAAUUAUACUAAAUCUCAGCUACUAACAUAGAGGUAACUCUAGUCAAAGUAGUAUUGUUUGUGCUAUUUAUCACAACAUUAGUAGUUUCAAUGUUCAAUUUGAAGAGAAUCAAAAUUUACUUCGUAACCCUCGCUUUUCUGAUCCUGUGCAUUUGCAUAUUAGCAUGCUGCUGCAAUGGCUUACUAGUCAGAAGAGUAUAAGAAUUGGAAGUUGAACUUUCAACCAACAAAGGUUGUAAGUUUGCAAUGUAAUCCAUUUCGGAGAAGAGUUUGAAUGAUUAGUUGGAAUGUUCAUAAAAAUAUUUUGAUUUGGAAUUAUCCCCUUAUCUUCCAUGUGAAUAGGACCUCUAAACUUACCAGUGGGAAACCAAUUCAAAAAAUACUAAACUGGGGUGCAUCAAUUCAAAAUGUUGUAAUAAUGUUAAGCAAUAUGUGUUCAACCAAAUCAAUAGUCUUACAAUAUGGAUUAAUCUUAUAGUAAUGGUUGGAAUUGUGCAAGCUUUUAAUACUGCAAUGUUAUCGGAAGGAUCCUAUAAGAAAUUCAGAAUGCACAUAGUUGGAGAUGCUAUGGUUUUCAUCAUUCUUGUUCUCUUAGCUAUUUUAGUGGUUGUAGCAUAUAAUAUAACUCCGGAGUUAUCUGUAAAUGUACAGCAUUCGCUUGUCAAAUAAGAAUCCAUGUUGAAUCAGAUCACUGUUCUGCCAUAACCAGUUUACAAAAACUUUGAUAAAUAAGAAAGAUUAGUUGGAUUCUACAAUCUGUAAAGUUGUGAGCCUAUCUCUUCUAUUAUGAUUCAAAAGAUUUCAUUUAAAUCUACUGAAAAUUAACAGGGAAUUACUCUAGCCAUUUCUGGGACAAAUGGAUAAUUUGUUGCCUUAAAAGAGUAUAAUACUGAAAAACUAAAAAUAAUAAUUGAUGAUGAAAUAAACAAAUCUAUAUUCUCAACAUAAUCUCAACCAUUUGAUGGGAUUAUAAUUUAAGGAGAAAUAGAUGAAGUUGAGAAGUUCUACAAUAAUAAUUUACAUUAUUGUUCAGAUAAUCCACUAAGUGCAGAUUUUGAUUUCAUGAUUGAUCAUUAUGAUAUUCCUUAACACCAUAAUAGAGUUUUGGAAGCAUUAACCAAAGAACAAUAGCAAAUUGGAGAUCAAGCAUUUAAAUUCUAUAAUGCCUAAAUUACUAUUGAAAAUUCUGUAGAUUUUUCGCCUAUAGCUGAUGCUUUAAUCGAAGUCUAUGAAGGUAAAUUCCUAUCUUAAUCUUGUCAAAUCAUCAGGCAAUUAGAAAACAACCUGCAUGAACUAAAAACUAAUGAGCAAGGGACUGCAGUAAUCAAUAACUUAAGUUAAGGAUACUCUUAUACUGUGUUAAUCUAUAAAUCAGGGUACAAAAAGUCGUGUUCUGUCCUUGAUCUAUAAAGAAGAGUGCCUAAAACUAACUAUAUUUUCAGAUUAACAAAGAGUAUACCUAAACAUUCAGUUCGGAUAUUGUUAGAAUGGACAUCAAAGACUCUCAAUUUGGAUUUAUACAGUGUGUUUAAAGUGGGAGAACACUCUUGUAUAACUGGUGCUCUCUCUAAGUCAUGCGGUGGAAUGCAAUAGACAACUUUUUCAAAAAAUGAUUAAAAUAUAGAAGUGAUCGACAUCUAUCAAUUGGAACCAUAAGUCUACACUAUAUUUGUGAAAAGAUUCCUGACUAGGAGUUAAGCUUUAGAUCUCUUAAAGAAUCCUUUAGUCGGCUAAGAAUGGAUUGACGCAGAUCCUCAUAUCACUGUGUACUUGAGUGAAUUAAACUACCCUCUGAUUGAAUUUAGAUUACCUUAAAAUAUCAAUCUAUAAAUGGAUAAAUUAGAUUUGACUUGGAUGGUCUUUAAAAUUGAUGGACAAUAAUCAGAUGGUCCGUAAUCUAUACAAAAGAUGGAAUCUCUAAUUACGAAUGAGGAUAUCAGAUCAAACACUGCAUCCAAUAAACCUUUCUGGCCAGAAAUUUGA